ACUCUGCUAUAGUAACUGUGGCCAUGUGAUCACUAUUAGCCAAUCAGAUUCGUCAGCUAAUUGUCGUCGGAUCAACUUGAAGAACUGGGGAUAUCGGAGGUCAGACGGAGCAGAGUCUCUGAUAUUGGAGAAGAUCUCCCAAACAGGAAAGAGUAUCUGACAUUUGCUGCAUGUGUGCUUCAGCCGAUCUAGAUCCUCUAUACUGUCUUACAACAAAACUAUGGAAAUUGCCUGUGGAUACCAUUGUAAAUGAUGGACAACACAAAAGACUGAGUCAUGUCUGAUUCGGAAAACAAAAGCCCGGUGCCAGUCCCCAUCACAAGGGUGGAACAGCUUCUUGGCAACAAAGAGGAUGAUGAUAUACUCAAAGAAUUGUGUAGUGUGAAUGGAAUCAAGUACAGUAAACUUGGGAAUGGGGGCGGAGACCAUGUGGAACUUCUGGAGAUCUUCUUUUCUGGAUACCCUCGGAUGUUGGGACUUAAGUUCUUUCCUAACGUCACCACCAUCAUCAUAAUGGGCCAGGAUAUAAGUUGCAUAGAUGGUCUGCAGUACUCAUCCAAGCUUGAAGAACUCUGGGUAUCAGAGUGCAAGCUCACUACGAUUGGUGACUUGAAAGGAUGCCCAAGACUGAAAAAGUUGUAUCUUUACGACAAUCAACUGCAGCACAUUGAAAGUUUAUCUCAUCUCAAGCAUCUCCAAGUCCUCUGGCUCAAUCAUAAUAAUAUAGCAAACAUUGAGGGCUUAAACGGUUUGACUGCUCUGUCAGAACUGAAUCUUGCUGACAACAAGAUUGAAAAGAUUGGUCAUUCUCUAGAUAAUCAUGACAAGCUGGAGAAUCUCAACCUUUCUGGAAAUAACAUCUGCUCUUUCAAGGACAUCACCCACCUGGUGAGGUUACCAAGGUUAAGAAUACUUGGUCUAAAGGACCCACUCUAUGCACCAAAUCCUGUAUGUUACCUGUGCAACUAUUCCACCCAUGUCCUCUAUCACCUACCCUGGUUAGAGAGACUCGACACCUAUGAUGUCUGCAACAAGAGCCUCAGGGAAAUGGCAGAGGCUACUGUAAUGAAGAAGAAGAUGUACUAUAACAUGAGAGUGAAGACCAUGAAGAGGAAUAUGUCAGAUAUCUUGCGUCAGUUGUGUAAAGAGAAACGUGCUCUGACUAGAGGGACUAAGGAUAGACUCAAAGCACUCAGCUUUGCCAUCAAAGAGCUUGAGAGAGAGCUAGAAAGCAAGGCUAGUGGGGGAAGGAUUGUGAGCAGACCGGUAGAAGAUGAUGUCGGGAGCGGUACAGAGAGUGAUAUACAGGAAGAUAGCAGUAGUCUAGAGACCAUAAGGAAAGCCAAACUAGCCCUAAUGCGGAAAAGAUAUGAGAAAUGCUGUCUGCUCUUUGAAGAUGUUGAAAAGUAUCACAAUGAAGCCAUCUUGAAGGUGAAGCAUGCAACGGCUGGAGCAACCCAGAGACUGGUCACGGAGCUUGAGACUGGGGGUAACGUCAGGUUUGAAGAUGGUAGUACGUCAGAUAUCUGGUUCACAUCAUGCCAUGACCUGAUCCUAUCACGGUUCUGUGCUUCUGAUUACCAAGCCCAUGGGAUCACAGGAUUGAAGAUACAUAGGAUAACUAGGGUUCAUAAUCGCAUGCUGAGGUACAGGUUUGAUACCUGUCUAGCUACCUUCUCAGAGGAAGACGACACACCUACUCUAGCAAGGCCACAGAGUAUGAAGAAGCUGCAGGAGUACCUGUUCUUUGUCUGGGAUCCUGAACUACCGGGGGGUGAGAACCAACCCAUGAAGGUUCUUGAGGAUGGUCCAAUGGAUCAAGAAACAUAUAGGCAAUUGGGACGAGAUGGAGCUGUGCCAUUAUCAAACAGUCUCAGCCUAUGUGAAAAGCCUCGCAUCCAGUACCUCACCUCCAAGUCUAGGACUGACCCUACGUCCCAUGACCCUUGCCCUUUCAGACAUGGUCAGCUAGUGGUAUGUAAGGUGUACCUAGGGAAAAGCUUGCCUGCCCUGGAUGUCACUACAGGCAUCCACCAGAAGUUCUACCCCAACUGUGAUUCAGUAUUCAGACCAAAGUGUUUUUCUGGUGGUGUACAGGAGGAAUCUCUGUGUGAAUGCUCCUCUAGACAGUGUGAAUGGUUUGUCUUCAACAAUGAGCUUGUCCUGCCAGAGUAUGUCAUUGAUUUUGAGUAUGUAACAAGGCUUCCAUCACCUAGUCCAUUUAUGAAUGUGAUGGAUAUAAAGCAAGGCGAGAAAGCUAAGAGACCUGCUGCAUUCAAUGUAGACCCUCAAGCUGAUGAUGAUCUCUUACUCAUGGAACCAGUCUCUCAGCCUAGGCCACGGCUUUCUAUGCUGACUGAAGAGCUGCUCCUGAAAGCCACCAAAGCAUCCUCCCUGUCAUCCAUUACAGUCCUUAAUCUCCAUGGUAAUGGACUAACAAAGCUCAAACAUCUCAGUGCCAUGACAGCUCUUCAACGUUUGGUUGUUAGUUUCAAUGAACUCAGUAGAUUAGAAGAUGUUGCUCAUAUGGCAAACCUUGAGUAUCUUGAUGCAAGCUUCAAUAAGAUCUAUACACUAGAUGGAAUGAAGGCUCUUGGUAAGCUGAAGAUACUAGACCUUAGCUGGAAUGAGAUGACCAACACAAGAGAUGAUCUGUCUAUUCUUAGGAAGCACUCACCUAAUCUCACAUGUUUAGAACUAAGACAUAACAACUGGCAGAAGCCUGAAGGUCUACGACUGAGGACCAUUGGCAGGCUCAAAUCCCUGACCACCCUCAACGGUCAGGCAGUGACCGAGGCAGAGGCUACCGCUGCUCUCCGCAUGGCAGCAGGAUCUAGGAUAUCUCAAGUGUCCUUGCUGGCACACACCAGGACAGAUGAGUGUAGACCACGCAGUCUGAGUCUGGUGUCCUGCGCACAGCUCCUCACCAAUGUCAGUAGGAACAAACCUGAUAGACAGAGUGAGAGUGACAGUGAAUGGUACACUAAGGUGACUACGCUGAAUUUAGAUAGCCAACACAUUAGUAAGUUGUCCAAUCUGGAGAGGCUGGUCAACCUUCGAUGGGCAUCCUUCAAUGACAAUGAUCUGACUAAGAUAGAAGGUUUAGAUAACUGUGUACAGAUUGAAGAACUUUCAUUGGAAGAUAACUGUAUCUACAGAAUAGAAGGUAUCUACCACUUAAGUAAGCUGCACACCCUGAACCUGGGCACCAACAACCUGAGUACCUUGGAAAAUGCAGGAUUGGACAAACUGGAUCAUCUACAAUGUCUCUCUGUAGAGGACAAUCGCAUCUCAACCCUGGCAGGGCUUGACAAGGUCACUUCCCUGCUGGAGCUCUAUGUUGGCAAUAACAACAUACGCAACAUUAGAGAGGUCUUUCAUCUCAAGCCCUUGCCAAACUUUGUAAUCCUUGAUAUGUGUGGGAAUCCUGUAGCCAAGGAAUCAGACAACUAUCGUCUCUUUGUGGUUUAUCAUCUCAAGUCUCUCAAGGCCCUUGAUGGUUCUGCAGUGGAAUCUACAGAAGGAGGUACGGCUAGGGAUACCUUUGGAGGGAGGCUGAAUCAAGACUUUGUGGCAGAGAAGCUUGGACAUUCUAACUUUCAUGAGAUCAGAGAGCUUGAUUUCCCUCAGUGUGGGAUCAGACAGGUUGAUCUGGGAUCGGGAGAGCACUUCAUUAAUCUACGCAGUGUGAACUUGGAGCACAACAAUCUGACAUCUUUUAGUGGUCUCAUCUAUCUUGUUAAUCUGAGGGUAUUAUGCCUAAACCACAAUCAUGUCGAGUCGAUUCUUCAAAGACCGAAGGCAUCUAAAGGCAGCAAGGUUGACAAGGAUGAUCACAUAGAUCACCACUUCCUACCAGGAACCCUGACACCCAUCCUAGACAAUCUAGAAGUGCUUCAUCUAGGAUAUAAUGGAAUCAGUGACCUGAACAAGCUGGAGAUGUCUCGGCUUCCCUCCCUCAAGGCUCUCUUUCUCCAGGGCAAUGAUAUCAGCAAGGUGGAGGGGAUGGACGGGCUCCAGGAUCUCAGAGAGCUGGUCUUGGAUCGUAACAAGAUCAAGAGUGUAGGGGAAGGAUCCUUCAUCAACCAGUGGAACCUCGUCGAGCUCCACCUGGAGGAGAACAGGCUCCGGGAUCUAUCCAAUCUUCAGUACCUGGAGAACCUUCAGAGGCUCUAUGUGGGGAGUAACAGGAUCCAGGACAUGUCAGAGCUUGAGAAGUUGGAUCGUCUGCCAAACCUAAUUGAACUCUCAGUCAUCAGCAAUCCUGUAUCAAGACGAUUGAUGCACCGACCAAUGCUUGUCUAUCGUCAGCCAAACCUCCUGUGUAUAGAUGGUAUACCAGUUACACAAGAAGAAAGAACCAAAGCUGAAUUAUACUUUAUGGAACAACAGGUGGUAACUGCAGUAUGUUUAAGCCCUUUUAGGCCAUCAAGUAUGAAUACUAAUGAGACCACUCUCCCUGGGAUAUCAUCCUACAAGGGUCACCCAGCACCGGUCAAGAUUACAAAUGUCCAGCUUCAAGGAGGGUCAUCAGACCGUCAUGGCUGGAGUACACAGGUCCAGUACGCACCAGGAGAUGAUGUGACGUUACCUUCAGAUUCUCAUAGAGCUCCUAAUCGAAGACAGCGUAGCUAUGGGAAAAAUGAUGUGCAGUCAUCUCCUAGCAACACAGGUUCAAGAUCCCAGUAUUCAAAUGCUACCGGGGGUAGUCGACACAGCGGACAGCAGUACCAAACACACUAUCAGGUGCCUUAUGUACCGCACCAGAGCCGUAGCCAGGGGUAUGAAGGGUAUUCUGGUAGCAAUGUACGCCACAACAGACCAAGAUAGUAUUGGACACAACGUAUGUAAUCUGCUUUGUCAUCAUCCCAUAUAUAGUCAGAGGGCAUAAAACUCACCUUAAGCUACCAGUGCCAUCUGAAUUCUGGGUAAUCCACUGAGGCGGCCAUAAGCCCAGGAUACACUGGGAAAAUGGACUGUACCUCAGUGGAAAUCUUCCUUAGGAAAGUUGCCAAUACAUUGUACCUUUGUAGAGCAAGCAUAUUGUUAUAGAUUUAAAUGGCUUUGUUAGUCUGGAGACGGUUGGAACUAUGAUGCUUGUACCUUUCUUGUACAAUGUUGCACAAAAAUGCUAUUUGUGUGUAAUUUGAUAUGGAUUGGGACAUGGUGGCCCAGAAUGAUUAUUGUAUGACAGGCUGUACUUUCCAUUCAUAUCACACAGAAUGGAUUAUUGGAAAUGAGGAAGUUGCUGUUUAUUGAUGUUUACUUUGAAAACAAGUGAAACUGAACUUAGCAUGGCGUUACAAAGUUUGUAUUGGUGAUGGAUGGGGACAAGAGAUAAAGAAUUGUAUAGAUUCAAGUAAAUUAGAAUAAUAAGAAUAAUUAUGAAUUGUUUGUGAUUACUGGCUUGCUCUAUAAUCACAGACAAUUUCCUUUUCAAGGGCAGAGGGAUUACUUUUUAUUGGUGGUAUUUUUCACCUGAAUUCAAACUAUUUUCAAUUUCAAUCAAUUGAUAACACAGGUUUGCUCGUACCCUCUCUUGUCUUGCAGAAUAUACUACUUUGCUUCAUUCCGAAUGAAAACAGUUGAAUUGGUUGCAUUUGUAUGAUUUAUCAGAAAUGAAUGACAGAUUUAUACACCAUUUGCAGUGACUCUGUUGACUUUUGUGCCUGUUGGCAUCUGAGAUCUUAAUGAUGCUACAAAAUUUUCAUUCAAAAUUUGCAUUCCAUUUGUGUUCAAUUGCGUGUUCAUGAUGGUUAAAGAAGUUAUAGUUUUACAAACUUUAUUGGAGAGAUUUCACACUAUUUGAUUUGAUUUUGGUGUGACCUAUUUUUUCAAUUCAAUUUCUAUGACUUUAUAUAGAAAUCUAGGCUUAAUGUUCUUACACGAGUUAUGGGCCUAUGUCUUGCAGUCUGGAGUUAUGAAAUUUGGAGUCAUCUGCAGUAUUCAAUGUGAUAUUCUUUGAGGCCAGUAAAUUCAGACACACAUGGAAAUUCCAUGCUGGUAGUUAUUCUACUGUUAAUGGUGACAUGGAAGAAUCCUAUUUGUGAAAGUGUUCCCCCUUGUCACUUUAUUUGUAAUUGCCCUCUCUUUGAUAGAUACAAGCCAAUCACAUACGGAACAACCUGAAUUAAUAAAUUUUAUCACAGUUGUAAUUUACUAUAAAUUGGGGACUUUUAAUGAGUAAAAUUAAGUAAAUUUAAGAAAUAUUGAUAUUCUGAAAUGAAUAAUGUCAUAUUUAAUCUAACUGCAAGCCUUUCUUUUGGAAUAAAGGCGGAAUUUGACUUCAGCACAAGAUUGUUCUUAAAUUAUGUUACUGUAAUGUGACAAGGACUUUUAACCCCCGAGGUUUGUGAAUGUACUUCAAAUUGCUAAAACAGGAGUAUCCAUAUUUUCAGAUUUUUUCUAAAAAUUGUCCUUAUUGCUAAGAAUUAUGGGUUUUUUGAAGGUGUGUAAUUUGAAGUAUAAAAUAAUGAAUCUUAAAUUAAAUUUAUAAACCAUGAGUGCAUAUGAAUUGAAAGUGGUGGUGGUUUUUAUUUUUAAAGGAAAAAUUGUGCCUUUUAUGUAGGUAAUCUGUGCAAUUCUAUAUGUUGAUUUAAAAAAUAUAUUUGAGAAUAGGCAAAUUCAAUAUGAGGAAACACAAACUAUUUGAAAUAUCAACUCCAAGAGGCAGAUUACACAGCUUACUAAGUUUUAAAAACAAAAACAAAUCAAACACACCAAUAUAUGGCAUAUUCUUAAAGCAACUGAUUAUUUUAAUAUCUCGUAACCAUUUGAUACAGUUCAUUAAUUUGCCUUAUUAAAAACUUCUUGUACGUCAGGACCAACAGCUGCUUAAAAUGUUUUAUACAAGUCUUGUAUCUUUGAAAUUGUGAAUAAUUGGUAAUUUACUAGGAUCAUUAUGAAUAUGUAUAUGUAUGUGUAUACAUAAAUAUGUGUGCUACUUACUUUCUUCAGAAUUUAUAUCUAUCAGAUGCAUUGUGACGAUGCCUUUAUUCCUUGUGAAAUGCCUCUCAAAGGGAACGGUGGCAUAGUGCCUGUAAUCCAACUGCAUGUGGAAUUUACAAACCUAUUCAGAUAUGUAGUUUGAGCCAUGCUCUCAGUCAUGUCUUAGGAGGCGGGGAUGUCAAAGCUUGGUCCCUAGACAGAACUUAUAUCUUAAUUGGUAUACAUCUGUAUAAAAAAAAAAACCAAAUACCCACACAUACACACUCGGGCUAGUAAAUAUACAGGUACGUAUAUCAGUUUAUUAACAUUUUUCAAAGUGUCUAUUAUUGUUUAACAUUAUCAUGAUUCAUUGUCAAGUAUUAAAAUUAUCUGUCCACUGUAUCACCUGCAGUUAUAAUGCAGCUGAUUUUUUAAAAUAUAAAUUUGUAGCAAGCAUUUUGUAUAGUGCAUUGUAUUCAAUGUUGUAUAUAUUCAUUGUAUAUAUGGUACAAGUAUAUUCUGUAGAUAAUAAAUGUUCAACAUUUGUAUGGCUCAAA
This is a messenger RNA of Lytechinus pictus (painted urchin), 7484 nucleotides long. Its product is annotated as leucine-rich repeat-containing protein 9-like. Lineage: Eukaryota; Metazoa; Echinodermata; Echinoidea; Temnopleuroida; Toxopneustidae. The coding region runs from base 277 to 4830 and encodes 1517 amino acids. The transcript has 33 exons. Gene Ontology annotation, molecular function: protein binding. The record is from RefSeq and is a predicted model, not a curated record.